GAAGAAACUCUCGAUUGGAUACUCGCUAUCCUGGCGUCAGAGGAGUCAGCCAAUCAUAAUGUGCAUAUGCCCCCAGCGUCCCCGCCUCUUCCUCGAGGUAUCCUUUGGUGGCGGGAAAAGUUCGGAAGCUUUCGUGCCCGGGCGGAGUCAUCGUGGGGUCCUCCGCGCUACUUUUGGGGAGGCAGUUCUGAGGUCGCGGGCAUGGCGGGGACCGUGGUGCUCGACGACGUGGAGCUGCGGGAGGCCCAGAGAGAUUACCUAGACUUCUUGGACGAUGAGGAAGACCAGGGAGUUUAUCAGAGCAAAGUUCGGGAGCUGAUCAGUGACAACCAAUAUCGGCUGAUUAUCAAUGUGAAUGACCUGCGCAGGAAAAAUGAGAAGAGGGCAAACCGUCUCCUGAACAAUGCCUUUGAGGAGCUGGUUGCUUUCCAGCGUGCUUUGAAGGAUUUUGUGGCCUCCAUUGAUGCUACCUAUGCCAAGCAGUAUGAGGAGUUCUACAUAGGAUUGGAAGGCAGCUUUGGCUCCAAGCACGUCUCCCCCCGAACUCUGACCUCCUGCUUCCUCAGCUGUGUGGUCUGUGUGGAGGGCAUUGUCACUAAAUGCUCUCUAGUUCGUCCCAAAGUCAUCCGCAGUGUCCACUACUGUCCCGCUACCAAGAAAACCAUCGAGCGACAUUAUUCUGAUCUCACUACCCUGGUGGCCUUUCCAUCCAGCUCUGUCUACCCCACCAAGGAUGAGGAGAACAAUCCCCUUGAGACAGAAUAUGGCCUUUCUGUCUAUAAGGACCACCAGACCAUCACCAUCCAGGAGAUGCCAGAGAAGGCUCCUGCUGGCCAGCUUCCCCGCUCUGUGGAUGUCAUUCUUGAUGAUGACUUGGUGGACAAAGCGAAGCCUGGUGACCGAGUCCAGGUAGUGGGGACCUACCGUUGCCUUCCUGGAAAGAAGGGAGGCUACACCUCAGGGACCUUCAGGACUGUCCUGAUUGCCUGUAACGUGAAGCAGAUGAGCAAGGACGCUCAGCCUUCAUUCUCCGCUGAGGAUAUAGCAAAGAUCAAGAAGUUCAGCAAAACCCGUUCCAAGGAUAUCUUUGACCAGCUGGCCAAGUCAUUGGCCCCUAGUAUCCAUGGACAUGACUAUGUCAAGAAAGCAAUCCUCUGCUUGCUCUUGGGAGGAGUGGAACGAGAACUAGAGAAUGGCAGCCACAUCCGUGGAGACAUCAAUAUUCUUCUAAUAGGUGACCCGUCAGUUGCCAAGUCUCAGCUGCUGCGGUAUGUGCUUUGCACUGCACCCCGAGCUAUCCCCACCACUGGUCGGGGCUCCUCUGGAGUGGGUCUGACGGCUGCUGUCACCACCGACCAGGAAACAGGGGAGCGCCGUCUGGAAGCGGGGGCCAUGGUUCUGGCUGACCGAGGUGUGGUUUGCAUUGAUGAAUUUGACAAGAUGUCUGAUAUGGAUCGCACAGCCAUCCACGAGGUGAUGGAGCAGGGUCGAGUGACUAUCGCCAAGGCUGGCAUCCAUGCUCGACUGAAUGCCCGCUGCAGUGUGUUGGCAGCUGCUAACCCCGUUUAUGGCAGGUAUGAUCAGUACAAGAACCCAAUGGAGAACAUUGGGCUACAAGACUCGCUGCUGUCCCGGUUUGACUUGCUCUUCAUUAUGCUGGACCAGAUGGAUCCUGAGCAGGAUCGGGAGAUCUCAGACCAUGUCCUUAGAAUGCAUCGUUACAGAGCACCUGGAGAACAGGAUGGCGAUGCUAUGCCUUUGGGUAGUACUGUGGAUAUCCUGGCUACAGAUGAUCCCAACUUUACCCAGGAGGACCAGCAGGACCUCCAGAUUUAUGAGAAGCAUGACAACCUUCUGCAUGGGACCAGAAAGAAAAAGGAGAAGAUGGUGAGUGCCGCGUUCAUGAAGAAGUACAUUCAUGUGGCCAAAAUCAUCAAGCCUGUCCUGACACAGGAGUCAGCUGCCUACAUUGCAGAGGAGUACUCACGCCUGCGCAGCCAGGAUAGCAUGAGCUCAGACACUGCAAGGACAUCUCCAGUUACAGCCCGGACCCUAGAAACUCUGAUUCGACUGGCCACAGCCCACGCGAAGGCCCGCAUGAGCAAGACUGUGGACCUGCAGGAUGCAGAAGAGGCUGUGGAGUUGGUUCAGUACGCUUACUUCAAGAAGGUUUUAGAGAAGGAGAAGAAACGUAAGAAGAGAAAUGAAGACGAAUCAGAGACAGAAGAUGAAGAGGAGAAAAGCCAGGAGGAACACAAGCAGAAGAGGAAGAGGAGGAAGACCCGCCAGUCAGAUGCCAAGGACGGGGAUCCAUAUGACCCCUAUGACUUCAGUGACACAGAGGAGGAGAUGCCUCAAGUGCACACUCCAAAGACAGCAGAUUCGCAGGAGACCAAGGAAUCCCAGAAGGUGGAGUUAAGUGAAUCUAGAUUGAAGGCAUUCAAGGUGGCCCUCUUGGAUGUGUUCCGGGAAGCUCAUGCACAGUCGGUAGGCAUGAAUCGCCUCACAGAAUCCAUCAACCGAAACAAAGAAGAGCCCUUCUCUUCUGUGGAGAUCGAGGCUGCCCUGAGCAAGAUGCAGGAUGACAACCAAGUCAUGGUGUCUGAGGGCAUCAUCUUCCUUAUCUGAGGAGACCUUGUCUCUGAACGGGGACUGUGUGGAGAGUUUCUCCUAUUUCUUGUCCCCCUCACGCACCCUGGUCUUGGCCUUCAUUUCCUGAAUAACGGUGUUUAAAUUGAAGGUGAGGGACAUGGUGACGAAGCUGAAUCAGGACUUGUGGAAGCUUUGGGAAUGGCUAAUGAGAGCUGCUUGUGGGUUCAGGGAAGAGAAGAAAGUGGUGAAGGACCAGGACUAGUGUAUCUGCCUCGCAGCUGGAUCAUGCUCUCUCCUCCUGUCCCCAAACAAGCCCAGCUGAUAUUGUCUGUAAAUAUUACAUGACUUCUGAGUACUUUUUUGGGCAAAGCUGGUUUGUGCUUAUCUUUUAUGUUGGCUGUUUUUUUUUUCUCCAGAGCACUUUGAUCUAAACUAGGCUCAGGUGGUUCUGUGCUUGUGGAGAGAAGCUGAGGCGAAUCAUGUAGGUCAGGAAAGCUUUCUUGCAGUAGCACCAGUAAGGCUUAGGUAUUUUUGAC
Messenger RNA from Carlito syrichta (Philippine tarsier), 3128 nucleotides. RefSeq names its product minichromosome maintenance complex component 3 (gene MCM3). The record is from RefSeq and is a predicted model, not a curated record. The coding region runs from base 67 to 2628 and encodes 853 amino acids. Gene Ontology annotation, cellular component: MCM complex; nucleus. Gene Ontology annotation, molecular function: single-stranded DNA binding; single-stranded DNA helicase activity; ATP binding. Gene Ontology annotation, biological process: DNA replication; double-strand break repair via break-induced replication; mitotic DNA replication initiation. The transcript has 17 exons. NCBI's taxonomy places the organism in Eukaryota, Metazoa, Chordata, Mammalia, Primates, Tarsiidae.